AUGGGUCCUUUACGGAGUGCCCAGGCGAGAACGCGCCCUCGACGAGAGACCGUACAGCAUCCUAGCGUUUUUGAGGACUCUGAUCACGAUGAAUACGCCGAUUUCCACCAUGUUGAGCCACCUUCCAAACGCAGACGCACCCUGCGCAAGACUCAGGAUUCGCCCAAAUGGUCGCCCGGAGAUCAAGAAGAAAGAACCAGACAUUCGGAGCCAGAUCGCGCACGCUCCAACUUGCGCACACCCCGGAUAAACGACGAAUACAAAACCCCUCGAACCCGCCCUCGAACAGGCAAUGAUGGGAGGAAGACAAUACGCACUACAUCUCGAGUAUCUGCUAGAAGCACAACCCGUGGAGGUGCUCGUCCUCGUUACAGUACUGCCGCUGCCGCUUCGGCCGCCGUAGCACAUGGAGAUGGUUAUAAGCCAAGAGAGGAGCGAGGCUGGGAAGAGUUUCAUCCUGAUCUGGAUCUUGAUGCCGAUUUUGCCGUCUUACUCUCCGAGGAAGUUGAUGGCACCCUCAAGAAGCUGUCAGUAGAUUCGACUGGCCAAGUCGUGGGAGGCACACCAAACUCAACGCCUGUCGCGGGACCUCCGGUUUCUCCUCGAAAGAAACCUGGACGACCAGUUCGCAAUCCAAACGCCAUGGUACACGCUUUACUCACCCCCGAAGUCCCCAAGUUUGUUCCAAUACCAGCUCCCAAUCCUCGCGAACGCCUCACUUUGAUGAAACCUUCCUACCGAGAACUUGAUCCUUUCCUUUCCUAUGAACAAAAGGAUGUUGCCCAGGUCGAUUUCGUUGAUAAAUCCAUGGCCCAUGUUGGUUAUCAAGAGAGUGAAAUAUUCCUACGCCCGGAGCGGACACACAUAAGGCAAACUGAGGGUUCUGCCGAAGAAGAUCUCGAUCUGAGCCCAGACUUAAUCACUAAUGGUGAGAACUCUGCUAUCGGCAGUAGCGGGGUGGGUCGAGUCGAGUAUGACAUGGACGAACAGGAUGUCAAGUGGUUGGAAAACUUCAACCGAGGUCGAGCCAAAGAUGGCGUUCAAACUAUCAAACCCGCCAUAUUUGAGAUUACCAUGACCAAGGUCGAGAAAGAGUGGCAUGCUCUGGAGAAGAGGAUACCGAAACCCAACCCUAAGGCACCUCAAACACAACGCCCCCGCUCCAGUUCUGCUGCCGCUGUCAAUGGCGAGCCUGCAGGUGAAGAACCUGACAGUAAAUGCGCUAUUUGCGAUGAUGGUGAUUGUGAAAAUGCCAACGCCAUCGUCUUCUGCGAUGGUUGUGAUUUGGCCGUCCACCAAGAAUGCUAUGGCGUUCCCUAUAUUCCUGAGGGUCAAUGGCUCUGUAGGAAAUGUCAAUUGGUGGGGAAUUCGCGGCCCAGUUGUAUUUUCUGUCCAAAUGAAGGGGGUGCGUUCAAACAAACCAACAACUCUAAGUGGGCACAUUUGUUCUGCGCCAAUUGGAUUCCUGAAGUUACUAUUGGCAACCCAUCGUUGAUGGAGCCAAUUACCGAUGUGGAAAAAGUUCCUGCCAGCCGUUGGAGGCUUACAUGUUAUAUAUGUAAGCAGGCUAUGGGAGCUUCAAUCCAAUGCAGUGACGGCCGAUGUUAUGAAGCUUUCCACCUGACUUGCGCUCGCCAAGGUGGCCUCUAUCUCAAGAUGAAGACCGGAGGUGGUCAAAACACACUGAUGGAACAAUCACAUCUGCGAGCAUACUGUCACAGGCAUACUCCUGGGGACUGGAAAGCCGAGCACAAUACUGACCGCGCUUUUGAAGAGGCAACUAAAUACUUCAAAGAACACUUCAAAGGCCAGAUCUGGGCCGAUAGCCGAGCUUCAGCACUAGCCAUCAGCGAUAUUCACGACAUGCCUAGUACUGAGAAAGGCUUGCAACGAAUGACCCUGACUAAUAAGAAGGGCCAAAAACAAAAAACCAUAUGGCGCCUACCAUCUGGUGCUCCAGUUAUCCCUGAAGUCAUUUUGAAAUCCAUUGAGGAUUCGCUCGUAAGAUUCACCGUGCAGAAGAAGAAGGAGUAUGUAUCUGAGAUUUGCAAAUAUUGGACGCUGAAGCGUGAGGCACGCCGCGGCGCCGCUCUAUUGAAGCGACUCCAACUUCAGAUGGAUACCUUCAGCUCUUUUGAAGUCACUCGACGCGAUUACAAAGCUCAAGGUGCAGUAGGACGAGCAAGGCUGGAUCGACGCAUUGAAUUCGCCGAUAGAUUGGCAAAAGACAUGAAACAAAUCGUACAGCUUUGUGCACUGAUAAAAGAACGCGAGGCCGCCAAGCUUCAGGAUGCAAUGCUGUUAAAGGAUGUUGUCGACACUGUCUAUUUCCCGAUACCACAUCUGCUCGAGCCAAUCGUGGAGAAAGCAAUAAAGCUUGAUCGUGGGCUUUUUAGGACUGCCUUGCUUGAACUCCAAGCUCGAGUAUUGAAGAGGGAGCAUACUUCAGUGGCUUCUUUCUCCAAUGAUGUGGUGCGCGUGAUCAAUUCACAGUUUGGAAACAGUGCCUCCAACAUCUCGGAGUUAAUAGCGCUUGUCAGUGGACGAGCGGAGGACAUGAAAACGGAAGAGAGAGACCGCCGUACACUGGCGCGAAGAAUCGUCAAAGCCAUCGAACCACUGUUAGAGGAUGCGACUCGAAAAGAGGCUGAGUUAAAUGGUCGACCAUAUGCACAACAAAUACGCGAAAUGGAUGAAGCUCUCAUUUCUCGGCGUGGGUCGUUGGCUGAGUCGAUGGAAACACCUGGACUCGAUAUUCUGGAACUCAAACCUGCAGCCGAAGUAGAAACUUUCGGGGACGGCGACAUUGAAAUGCAAGAUGUCGUUGAUGUCAUCACCAAGACCGAGCCCAGUCUCGAAGUGGCGACAGACCACAAUGCCGUGACGGAGAAACCAGACGCUUUUAAACCGGGCGGCCUCCUGCAGGGAGAUCUCAUGGUCUCUGCAAGUACACCACCUGCAUCAACCAAUGGAUUUAAACAUGAACCAACGACCAAUGACGCUUUGAACAAUACACCCAACCCACCACUGGAACCUCCAACUCCGCCAAUGAGCUUAGAAGGCCAUGUGCAGACCCUAACCUGUCAAGGCGGCAUCCCUUGGUACGUCGCCCAAUUCGACCCAGAAGGCACGACAAUUUUCGAAGAACGCUGGACUGGGCCCGAAGUACUUCGAGACAUGAGCGAAGAGCUCAGCGAAAUGGAUGAAGACGAGCUCCAGGAUCUCGGCGGUGAAGAGAUUACCAACGAUACCCAAAUUAAUGGCCUUCUCGGCGCCAUUGAAGAUGGCGUGGACGGACCGACUAUCGCGGUUGAAUCCUUGGCUAUGAGGAAGAAAACGGCCGCUACUGGCGGCCGCCGCGGAGGCAGGCGAGGUCGGUCCUCGGAUUGGGGUGGCAAGUCGUUCCGCCAGCGCAGAUGA
Exophiala bonariae is the source of this 3420-nucleotide messenger RNA. RefSeq lists its product as uncharacterized. Gene Ontology annotation, cellular component: MOZ/MORF histone acetyltransferase complex. The transcript has 2 exons. The record is from RefSeq and is a predicted model, not a curated record. Lineage: Eukaryota; Fungi; Ascomycota; Eurotiomycetes; Chaetothyriales; Herpotrichiellaceae. Bases 1 to 3420 code for a protein of 1139 amino acids. Gene Ontology annotation, biological process: regulation of transcription by RNA polymerase II.